AUAUAUAUAUAUAUAUAUAUAGGGCGUUGGUAAUGGAAGCCCUGGGCUUCAUAUAGGUGCGCGGAGCCCCAGCCAGACGAGCCGAAAGUGGUCGAACCGAAUGGAUCGAUCCAGGCGGCCCGUUUUAAUGCACUACAGUUAUGCAAGUAUAAUAGCUUGUACAAAUAUGCGUAAACCAACGUGGGCCACGUGUUCGUACGUGGAUCGGUGACGUGUAACCCGUAAAAGGGGGAAGCGCAUUUAAACAGACAGUUACGACACCGUAAAGAUAUGUAUAAAAUUGCAUAGAUGACUGUUACUCCCCCGAUCAGAGCGCCCACGAUCAGCGUGGCCACGAUCCUAAAAUUCAGCGGGUAAUGGAUAUGCGCCGUGAAAUAUGCGUCCACGAUAUUGGAUAUACGCUUGGUACAGGGAAAAAAAUCAUAAUCUUCCAGAAAAGUGGAGAGUACGCAUCAUUUGAUAGUCCGCUGCUAGGUGAAGGGCGUAUUUGCUCUGGAAGAUGGCGGCGCCGUGGGGAAACAAGACCAUAAGUGAGUAUGCGACGCCGACGUCUGUUCAUCGACAAAAUCAAUGCUUGGAUAUCGUAACAAUGGUGCAGGAAGAAGAACAAGGAGGGUACCAGUUAGCGUCAGAUGGAAUUACGCAUACAGAAUCAGCUACUGCUGUAGACGCAAUUACUCCACCAGCAGCUCUGAGGGCCCCAGGGGUUGAUGAACAGACCAUAAUUGAGGCAUCAAGGAUGACAGUAAAUCAAGGAGGACAGCACCUUAAUACUAUGCGUACUAUUGGUGAUCAUGAACAGGACACACCAGUGAUUCUGCAGAGACAUGAAGUUACAAUUGAUCCGAGAUUAGUACCUAAAGUUGGUAUGACAUUCAGUGGGGUGGAUGAAGCAUAUAAAUUUUAUAGUAGGUAUGCAUAUGAAGUUGGAUUUCCAUUGAAAAAGUAUAGGGAACGGAAAAAUUGUAAGUGGUUGAAUUGCUCGAUGGAAGGCAAAAGAUCAGUAAGGGGAAUAUCAAACCCAAAGGUACGUAGUACCAGUUCGAAACGGACACAAUGCAAGGCCGGUAUGAAACUUAAAAAAAUUUAUGAUGAUGCAAAAGAGACAGUUAUAUCAGUGCGUAUUGAUCUGUUGCACUUGGAUCAUAAUCAUGAAUUUUUUAAAAAGGAUACCGAAAAGAAUCAAUUACAAUGCAACAAGACGCAUGAUCCUGAAUACAUGGAGUUCAUAAGUUCAAUGCAAGAGAGUCGAAUCCCGCAACAUUGUAUUAUGGAUUAUGUAUCAGAAAUGCACGGUGGUCCUGAGAGUGUGCCUGUAACAGCACAGGACAUGUAUAAUCUGUAA
Molecule: messenger RNA, 1345 nt
Organism: Zea mays
Lineage: Eukaryota; Viridiplantae; Streptophyta; Magnoliopsida; Poales; Poaceae
Exons: 2
Coding region: 500-1345 (281 amino acids)
Source: RefSeq, a predicted model, not a curated record